Spodoptera exigua (beet armyworm) is the source of this 879-nucleotide messenger RNA. Lineage: Eukaryota; Metazoa; Arthropoda; Insecta; Lepidoptera; Noctuidae. The record is from the annotation of a GenBank genome assembly.
AUGGUUGAUACAUUUCAUGCAAGUAGCGGAGCUCUAAUACCGGUGCGGUUUGUUGUGGCCAUCAUGAUGUUUUUUGCGUGUGAUGUCAACUACAUGAUGCGAGUUAACAUUAGUGUCGGUAUCAUUGCCAUGGUCCCUCGAGAUCCAUCAAACAAAAAAACUGUUUACACGAAGCAAACUGCGCGGAUAAUUUUCAGGGAUUCCUGUUUCCAGCACUUCACUCGACUGGCCCACUGGUCACCUCCGGUGGAAAAGAGUAAGUUCGUGAGCACGCUACAAGGUGGUGCUAUUGGUAUGGCGUGCACUUGGACAUUUUCAGGUCCUAUCAUUAAAGCUUUGGGAUGGCCUUACGCAUUCUAUUUACAAGGAUUAUUCGCCUUUAUUUGGUGCCUACUUUGGUUGUAUUUGGUAUCCGACUCUCCUAAAACACAUCCUCGUAUCUCCGAAGAGGAGAAAAAGUUUAUUUUGAAUGCGAUUGGUGAUAAAGUUAUCCAUGGAAAGAAGAUUCGAACACCGUUUAAGAAGAUCUUUACAUCGUUUCCAUACUUGGCUAUGGUGGUUCUUCACUACGGUAACGACUGGGGUAUUUACUUCAUCAUGACGGCCGUUCCUAAGUUUAUAUCUAGCGUUCUUGGGUUUGACCUCUCAUCCGUUGGUGGUUUAUCGUCACUGCAGUUACACUGCGUUAUAUUUGCAGAAUGUUCUUCGCACUUGGAUUUGGCUAUGUCGGUGAUAGAACGGAUUCGCACAAUGGAGGCUAAUAUUCCUAGUCGGUACCUUGUUGUAUAUUGUAACGGCAGUGUUGUCAUAUUGUUCGGCACAGCCGAUACUCAACCUUGGAACUACCCAGAGAACAAUGAGCGUGAUGCAGAUGAUUAA